UCGAAAUUAAAAGUUUUUUUUUUUUUUUUUUUGUUAAUGAAGAAUAUGGAUAUCGAAGCAGACCUAGUGGAGUUCAAAGUGCCCGUGGAAAAUAAUAAAACGUUGUUUGUUUGGAACAUUCUGCCUAAGUUUUCAGAAGCGGAAAUUUACAAUUCUGUGGAGGAGGUGUUCUCUAAUUAUGGCCCCCUGUAUUCAGUGCGGGUCUGUCGGAAUGCAGCUGUUGCUGAACCUGGUUACUAUGCCAUUGUGAAAUAUUACUCCGCUGCCCAAGCCAGCAAAGCACAGGUGACUACAAAUGGAAAAGGUAUAUUUCAGGAGUCUCCGCUGAAGGUUCGACUCUGUACCAAGCAGAAUGCUACAUUUCAACAAAGGUUUACAUAUCUUAGAAGUGCCAAGUGCCAGGAGUUAGCCAACCACUAUCUGGGUUUCAAUGGUUGGUCCAGUCGUAUAGUCACUCUUAAAGAUAUUUCCCAAACGAAUGAACAGGAAGACAAGGAUCCGGUGCUGGGAACACAGACAAACAAUCUGAAAUAUGGUUGUAUCAUUGAAUUAAUAUUCCAUAACUAUGGAGUCUGCUGCAGAGGAGUCGGGGUGGCUGAAGAGCCCUUUGAAAAUGACACGGAUCCAUUGGCACGCUUAAUGAAAAAAGGACAAGUUCAAAAACUGGCAAAAGAGCGAGCCAUGUCGGAUGCUUUUCAGAAAGUGCUCUUCGUUGUAUUGGGUAAUGGAAAGGUAGCUGUUGAAUGCAGGUUCGAUCCAGAUCAGAUUGUACCUGAUGAAGAACUAGGAGGAUUAAUACAGGUGAAUGAUAUUUCAUGGAGUCAGUUUGAGCAAGAAAGAGAAGAUGAUGAAAUUCUGUCUGAAUUGAGCUUUAAUGUAACAGAUGUACAAUGAGUGUGAUCUUGGUAACAUGUCUGCUAGUAUCAGUACUGGAACCCCAAGUUAUUUUCCUAAGAAAUGUGUUGUGUUUGUGUAGUUUGUUUGUUUAUCUGUAAAUAUGUUUAAUAAAAUAAGUGA
Messenger RNA from Polyodon spathula (Mississippi paddlefish), 1017 nucleotides. It is a transcript of the gene rdm1, whose product is annotated as RAD52 motif containing 1. Gene Ontology annotation, cellular component: nucleolus. Lineage: Eukaryota; Metazoa; Chordata; Actinopteri; Acipenseriformes; Polyodontidae. The transcript has 7 exons. Bases 37 to 894 code for a protein of 285 amino acids. Gene Ontology annotation, molecular function: RNA binding. The record is from RefSeq and is a predicted model, not a curated record.